GUUGCAGAUGUGCGUGUCUCGGUGUUUGUGCUGUGUGGGCGUGGUUCUGGUUGUCUUAGCAAUAGUCUGCUUCCUGUCCAACCUCUUCCUGUUGUUUCCAAAUAUGGACACGCGCUUCCUGCUGGAGGGUCAUGUGACCAGAGAGGCGCUGUGGUGCACGGGAUUAUGGGGAUCCGGCCUCACGGUGGCCUUGGGGGGGCGCUCUUUCCUCAUGUCCAGUAGAACCACAGGCUGCUGCGUCUUCAGGAGUAAGAUGCUGUCCAUGGUCCUAGUGUCUCUCGUCUGUUUGGCGGCGGCUGCGUUCUCGUGUCUCACCUCGGUCACUGGUUUGGUCCAGGGCCCGAUGUGUCUCUACAACGCCACCUCUGGGCCAACGUGGGGAGUGCCUUUGGGGCCCACAGCAGAUAGAGACCCUGGGUACCUGUGGAACCGGUCCAUCUGGUCUGGGGUCUGUGUGGAGCCUCGGGCCGUGGUCCAGUGGAAUCUGGUCUGGUUUGGUCUUCAGUCCGGGUCCAGUCUAGUCCAGACUUUGCUCUGCGCGAUCAACGUCCUCAACGCUCUGACCGGAGUCGUGCUCGGACGAGGACUACACCCCAACAAGGUUGCUCCGUCUAAAGUCUGAGGUUGUCGUUGUGGAAACAGAUCCAGAUUUAAACUGCACUGAUGCACUUUA
Messenger RNA from Periophthalmus magnuspinnatus, 673 nucleotides. Its product is annotated as transmembrane 4 L6 family member 1-like. The record is from RefSeq and is a predicted model, not a curated record. The coding region runs from base 8 to 622 and encodes 204 amino acids. The transcript is spliced from 5 exons. Lineage: Eukaryota; Metazoa; Chordata; Actinopteri; Gobiiformes; Gobiidae. Gene Ontology annotation, cellular component: membrane.